AUGGGGAAGGGUAAAGCGAAGGUUGUCCCUCAGGAGAGGAGGGACUUCAGGUUGGACCGCUUUAACAGCAGUAACAGGCUGAGAAGGGACUACGCAGAACAGUCCGGACCUACUGGGGCUCAGGCAGUCCAUGCUGUGUUCCGAGAGCCGUUGCACAAGAUCCUGGAGAAGGUGAAGUGCGAACCCUUUUUUCAGUGGCCGAACAGGAUGGCGGGUGACCCCUUAAAACGCAAUCAGAAUCUGUACUGCGUGUACCACCAGGAGCCAGGUCACACCACCGAUGAUUGCAGGAAUCUGAAAAACUAUUUGGAUCGUCUUGUCCGAGAAGGGAAGUUGAGGCAUCUGCUGCACCGCCCUGAAGGAUGGCAGGAACAGUCAAAUGUUGAAACCAGACAAGGCACAUUGAGGCCACUCAUUGACACAAUAAAUGUCAUUCUUGUCGCACCUGGGAGAACCGGUUCCAACCCUUUCAGAGUAAUGUCAGUGGGCAGGUUCCCGACGAAGCUAGACGAAAGGGAAUCCAAGAGAGCCAGAGUGAAUGUCACGCCAUUAAUUGGGUUCACGGAGGAGGACAAGUAA
Quercus robur (English oak) is the source of this 579-nucleotide messenger RNA. RefSeq lists its product as uncharacterized. NCBI's taxonomy places the organism in Eukaryota, Viridiplantae, Streptophyta, Magnoliopsida, Fagales, Fagaceae. The transcript has a single exon. The coding region runs from base 1 to 579 and encodes 192 amino acids. The record is from RefSeq and is a predicted model, not a curated record.